AUGGUGUCGUUGGACGAUCUACUAGGUCUUGUGUAUGUUACGUCAUGGUCGAUAUCGAUGUAUCCACCGAUAAUCACCAAUUGGCGCCAUAAGUCAGCGAGCGCGAUAUCUAUGGAUUUUGUCAUGUUAAACACAGCAGGUUACUCUUACUUGGUCACAUCUAUCUUUUUGCAGUUGUACUGCUGGCAAUUGAAAGACGAAGAAUCUGAUUUGGGCAGGCCCAAGUUGACGCAAUUCGAUUUCUGGUACUGCCUUCAUGGGUGCGUAAUGAAUGUUGUCUUGUUGACCCAGGUAGUAGCUGGAGCAAGGAUCUGGAAAUUUCCAGUUAAGGGUCACCGUAAGAUGAAUCCAUGGUACUUGAGGAUUUUGCUGGCAUCACUGGUCAUUUUUUCAGUGCUAACCGUGCAAUUUGUAUACGCGAACUACUGGUACGAUUGGCACAACUCAAGAACUCUGGUGUAUUGCAACAAUCUGUUCCUACUCAAAAUAUCGAUGUCACUGAUCAAGUACAUCCCACAAGUGACGCAUAACUCGACAAGAAAGUCUAUGGAGUGUUUCCCCAUCCAGGGAGUAUUUCUAGAUGUCACCGGCGGUAUCGCCUCGCUGCUCCAGUUGAUUUGGCAGUUGUCUAGCGAUCAAGGUUUCAGCCUGGAUAUGUUCGUGACAAAUUUUGGUAAAUUAGGACUCUCAAUGGUGACGCUGAUAUUCAACUUCAUCUUUAUCAUGCAGUGGUUUGUGUAUCGAUCACGAGGCCAUGACCUGGUAUCAGAAUACCAACUGUGA
Molecule: messenger RNA, 783 nt
Organism: Saccharomyces paradoxus
Lineage: Eukaryota; Fungi; Ascomycota; Saccharomycetes; Saccharomycetales; Saccharomycetaceae
Gene: ERS1
Product: cystinosin-like protein ERS1
Exons: 1
Coding region: 1-783 (260 amino acids)
Biological process (GO): L-cystine transport
Cellular component (GO): vacuolar membrane; fungal-type vacuole
Molecular function (GO): L-cystine transmembrane transporter activity
Source: RefSeq, a predicted model, not a curated record